CUCCGCCCCCGGCCCGGCCCCGGUCUGGGGCCCGCUCGCCCGCCGCCCCGCAUGGAGCUGUCAGCCAUUGGCGAGCAGGUGUUCGCCGUAGAGAGCAUCCGGAAGAAGCGCGUGCGGAAGGGUAAAGUCGAGUAUCUGGUGAAGUGGAAAGGAUGGCCCCCAAAGUACAGCACAUGGGAGCCGGAAGAGCACAUCCUGGACCCCCGCCUGGUCCUGGCCUAUGAGGAGAAGGAGGAGAGAGACCGAGCGUCGGGGUAUAGGAAGAGAGGUCCGAAACCCAAGCGGCUUCUGCUGCAGCGGCUGUACAGCAUGGACCUGCGCAGCUCCCACAAGGCCAAGGGCAGGGAGAAGCUCUGCUUCUCCCUGACGCGCCCACUCGGCAGCGGGAGCCCCGAGGGGGUGGUCAAGGCGGGGGCGCCCGAGUUGGUGGACAAGGGCCCCUUGGUGCCCACCCUGCCCUUCCCGCUCCGCAAGCCGCGCAAGGCCCACAAGUACCUGCGGCUCUCACGCAAGAAGUUCCCGCCCCGCGGGCCCAGCCUGGAGAGUCACAGCCAUCGACGGGAGCUCUUCCUGCAGGAGUCACCGGCCCCAGACGUCCUGCAGGCAGCCGGCGAGUGGGAGCCCGCUGAGCAGCCCCCUGAAGAAGAGGCAGAUGCAGACCUGGCCGAUGGACCCCCUUCCUGGACACCCACGCUCCCCCCAAGUGAAGUGACAGUGACUGACAUCACCGCCAACUCCAUCACCGUCACCUUCCGCGAGGCCCAGGCAGCUGAGGGCUUCUUCCGAGACCGCAGCGGGAAGUUCUGAAUCAUCGUUUUUACUCUUCUUAAACUGUUUCUUUUGGGCUUGGGGUGGGGACUUCCGGAGAUGGGGAGGGGGUGGGGCAGGGUAAUUAUUUUAUUUAAAAACAUACCAAAACGGAGGAGGGAAAAUCCCAGCACUCUCUCCCCACCUACUCGUUUCUCUGUGAGGGAUGUUUACAGAGAGGCUUCUGGGUGGGGAGGCCUGGCUCUGCUCGGCCAGCUGGAAGGCCGUCUCCAGGGCCAGAUGGGCCACCUCCCUGGACACCUCCAUCAUCCCCGGUCUUCUUUAAAGACACAGCUGCGGUUUCAGGAGUUAAAGGAGAAUUGGAAGGCCCAGACCCUCUCCCCUGAGCGGCCUGCUGCAGCCUUUCUGGCUGAUCUACCCUCCUCCCCUUUUUUUGUUGGGUCUUUAUUUUGAACUUUGCACUCCAGCUUUGCUGUGGAAUGUGGAGGCUGGCUUUGAGCAAAGAUGACUGGGUCAGAGAGAAAGGGCAGAAGGAGGAGGGGUUUGCGUGAGCUAGGGCACUGUCCCCUUCCCUUCAGAGAGGUUUCAGUCUUCCCUGGGAGGAGGCUUCAUGCUGAGACCAAUCACCCCAUCACAGCGUGGGCCGGGACCCUUCUGCUGGUAGCUCUGCCCCCUCACCCAGCCUGUGCAGGUGUGCACACAUGUGCCCCCACCCGGAACAUUCACACCUGCCUCCGUGACUUAUGUACAUGUCUACAACCAUGUCCAGGGGAGUCUUGCAAACCUACCGUUUAGAAACCUGCCCAGGUGAACAUGGGGUGAUUCACAGCACAAAAGAGCUCGCCACGGGCACCCACACUCCCCCGCCUCGUCCAGCUUGCUCGCAGAGGCCAGCAGAGGCGGGGCUCACUGGGCACGGUGCCGUCUGAUGCUCCAGCCGUGCAGGUACGGUUUUGUGUUUUCACCUGGCCAGGCUUCAGGUGUGCUCGCAUCUGCAAAGGUGUGCCACCUAGUCAGCGUGGGGUCAAAGACACUGGGACCCUGUCCUUCCUCCCUGCAGGCCCUUGUUCUUUCUGACUCAGGUGACUUUUCAGCCCUCUGACUCCCCUCUUUUUCUGCCCUCCUCUCCAACUCAGCCAACCCCAGUGUGGAUGUGGGUGGCCAGGGAGGGAGGGGGCAUCCCACCACCUUCUCAGGGCAGCCCUUGACCCUGAACACCCCCUUCCUCCUUCCAGUCUGUAACCCCCCCAAGUCAACCCAAAUCCCACAGCUGGGGCUGACCUUGUUUUCCUGGGAGAGAGGGGGUCUUCAUGGGGCCACAGUGUGUUGGGGAGCAGGCUGGGUUCAAGGGGCAGUGUCUCCCAGGAGGAGGUGCACUUGUUCUCUGAUUUGCACUCAGGUGCCCUGUGGGCAAGUAGCUUCCCUGCCACUGAGGAGCACCUUUUGCCCCUGCCCAGCCUCAGAUGUGGGGAGGCCCCAGGGGAGGAUGCAGAAGGCUGGCUUCCUAUCCCUCCCAUUGUCAGUCAGGGUAAUCCAUAGAGAGGGUGUGGCUGAGAGCCCGCCUCCCCAGGACUGUCCUGACCCUGUCCUGUGUCCUUGGGAAGUCAUCAGAAUCUCUGUUGAGGCAUGGAUAGGGUGAUUCUUCACCCCACCCCUUCUUUCUGAGUUCCCACACCAAAGACAACCUGUACCCUAUGUAUGUUUGGGGCACCCUGUUGGCAAGAUUCCAAAUCCCUGAGUCUCUCCCUCCUUACCCUUUAAUCCUUAGUUAUCCAGGGUCAAUUCCGUGCUUCCAUUGGGGAACAGUCCCCUCCUGGGUGACCGAUUUACCCCCAGCCUAGGGAGUUGAAUCCAGGGGAGUAUGGGGUGUGGGUCAGGGAAAGGGAGGGGAGUAGGGAAGCCCGCCCAUCCAGUUGCGGGGACCUUCCAGGAUUGGGGUUCCCAGCAGAGGUGAAGGGAUCCACAGGCUGGGAGGACACAGGCUGUCCCAGGCCUGGAUUAGAGGAAGGCAGGUGGGCGGGGUCUCUCCAGUUGAGUUCUGCAGGGUCCUCAUCAUCCCUGUGCACUUUGAACGCUCUUGGCCCUGUGGUUUCGGAUGUGGCUGGCAGCUUCCAGUAGACGUCAUAUGCCGCACCCCCCAGGAGGAGCGGCACCUCUUCCUGCUUCACGGGCACUUUCAGAGAGCUGAUUGUGCAAUUUAGGGGUUUCUGGUUGGGGGGGUUGUUUUUUGGGGCGAGGCAGCUGUUUCUCUGAACCCUGCUGCCUCUUACUAGGCCCUUCAUGGCCCCUGCAAGCCCUGCCCUCCGGCUUCAGGAAGGCUGAAUGCCAACUGGGGCCUGGGCCCGAGGAGCCAGCCCAGGGCAGCCAGGCACCUCAGGGCUUGUGGGCUUUUAGGACCUUUCCCGCCAGGACUGGAGACUUCAGCGAGGGGCUGAGUGGCCGCGCAGGCCACCUUCCAGCCGGGAGUGCCCCAGCAGGGCCUGGGGUGAGAGGAGGCCAGGUGGACACCGACCUCCCACCACCGCCAGGCCCACCAGAAGGCCAGUACUCACAGGGUUGGUGGGGGCUUAGAAGGAGUUCCGCCAUCUUCCUUUCCUCUGCCCCCACCUCAGUUUUGAAAGUAGAGAGACCAGUCGGUACUUUUUGUUUUGCUGUGAGGGUGGGAUAAGAAGAACGUUCUUUCGCCCCUGGCGUGGCCUACUUCCAGUGCGUGGUUGAGCACAGGUGGCUUCAUGGUUUCACUUCUUUUAAGAUGAUAAUCCCCAUUGCCCUUUUCCUCCUUUUCUCUUGCUCCCUGGGAAAGCACUAUGCUUCUGUAAGAUGGUUUGGCUUAUGCUUUAUAAGUGGCCAGACGUGGCCGCCAGAUCUCAGCACAAGAACGCUUCCUUUGCACAGAAUGAGCGUCGAGCUUUGUUCAGACUAAAUGAAUGUAUUUGGGGAGGGGCUGGGGGCCCGUCGAUUCCAAGCACAUGCCUUUGCUGAGUGAGUGUGUGCUGGGGAGAGUUAGAGUGGAUGCAGAGCACGGUUUUAUUUUUGUACUGAUAUUGGUAAGAGACUGUAUAGCAUCUAUUUAUUUAGAUGAUUUAUCUGGUAAAUGAGGCAAAAAAUUAUUAAAAAUACAUUAAAGAUGAUUUAAAAAAAAAGCUCUUCGGCAUUGAUCAUUCCUUAUGACAGUCUUGAGCAGCUGUGUUGAUUAAAGAGCUUUGGCCCUGACCUUGGGAUGAGAUCCCAGGUCUGCCAGAUACUGACCAGGAUGUUGGACAAGUCAUUCAGUUUUCUGAGCCCUCAAGGCAUGCUGCAAGGAUUAAUUCAGAUGAUGGAUGGGAAAGUGAUUUGGGAAAUGGCAACUGCAGUGUAUAGAUGGAUGGAUGCCCGCCAUUGUAGUCCUGGCAGUGUACUCAGAUGCCUGCAGGGCUUCUGAUAGCUUCUCCAACCUGUUUUAGAACCUAGUGGUGGUUAGCAUCCCAGAUCUCUGCAAUUCCAUGUUCUGGAACCUGGGACUGUCAUGUGGCUAACUCUCACCUACUGUGCUAUUCAUCCAAGCUCAGCAUACUUGUCUGAAUCGUUAGAGUGGUGGUCAGAGCAAAAGGAAUGAGAGACAGCAGAGUCCUACAAGCACGUUUGCAUUUUAGGUUCAUCACUGGCUGUAGUUUAGAGAUUGGAUGGGAGCAGGCAGGAUGGGCAGUGGGGGAAUAGUUAGGUUGUUGUAGCCAUUCAGAUGAAGGAUGGCUGUGGCCACAACUAUGGAAGUGCCAGUGAAAGGGAGCAAAAUGGAUAGAACUGAAGAUACCUUUGUUGUUGUUAGGUGCUGUCGAAUUGGUUCCCACUCAGUAGCGACCCUGUGAACAACAGAACAAAACACUGCCCGGUCCUGUGCCAUCCUCACAAUCAUUGUUAUGCU
Molecule: messenger RNA, 4669 nt
Organism: Trichechus manatus latirostris (Florida manatee)
Lineage: Eukaryota; Metazoa; Chordata; Mammalia; Sirenia; Trichechidae
Gene: CBX7
Product: chromobox 7
Exons: 6
Coding region: 52-807 (251 amino acids)
Biological process (GO): negative regulation of transcription by RNA polymerase II
Cellular component (GO): PRC1 complex
Source: RefSeq, a predicted model, not a curated record